AUGGUUAGCAACACCUCUACUGGAGACAAGAUGGAAUCUUCUUUUCCAACUGUGUUCCCCCAAACAAGUGGAACCUUUAAUGCCCCUUUGACAGAGACAGAGCUUCAUAAACUUUUAAUUGAUGAAAAAAUGCGAUGUGAAGACCACAAGACCAACUAUCAGACUCUAAAGGCUGAGCACACCAGGUUGCAAGCCGAUCAUAUAAAGUCUCAAAAUGAAUGUAAGCAGUUUGCUGCUGAGGUUCGAAACACACAUGAAAAAUAUAAACUUCUCAUGGAGGAAUUGCGUGGAGAACUGUUAGAAAAGACACGUGAAAUCGAGGAGCUAAAGCUACAAGUGCUCUCACCUCAGAAACUAGACCUUAUAAAAAUUCAAAUACAGCAAGAAAUAGAAGCUCCUAUGCGGCAACAUUGUCAAAAAUUGUCUGAAAUGCUGAAAAAAUAUCGUGGAGACUACAACAGACUGCGUUAUGAAGCAAGUAUUCUUGCAGCUCAGAUUGAGCAACAAAAAGAAGAGCAGAUACGUGUUUUAGCAGAGCUGAAGAUCAAGUAUGAAGCUGAGAUCUCACACCUGGAAAAAGAUAAAGAGGAACUUCAUAAUCAGAUAAUAAGCAUUGAUCCCACAAGAGAUAGCAAACGCGUGGAGGCUCUUUUGGCAGAAAAAGUCCAAUUAUGCCAAACUAUAAAAGAUUUAAGGGCUGAGGUGACAGAACUUCGAGCAGCAAGAGACCACUAUGGAUCACAAGCAGAAAAUGUACAGAGAUCACAAAAGCAGCUGUUUACUGAGACCCAGGCAUCUAUACGAUCCCUUGAGGCAGAGAAGCAGUCUUUGAAGCUGAGCCUUGAACGGCUGGAAAAUGAGCUUCACUCGACUACAGAACAAAAUGACAUUUUAAAUAAGAAACUGCUGGAAGCUGAAAGAAAGGCUCAUACACUCACUAGCAAAAUUGAUAAACUAAAGCAUUCCCACAACAUUGAAAUUACCAACAUAAAAUUAGAAGCUGCCAGAGCAAAGAAUGAAGCUGAGAAAGAUAAAGACAAAAUUCAAAAUCAGCUGGAAGAAUUAGAAACAGAAAAUGGGAUUCUGAAAGCAACUCUAGAACGCCAAAAGGAGCUACUGGCUGAGAGAGAGCGUGAACUGAUACGUAAAGUGCAAGCUGCCAAAGAAGCAGGCCUACAGGAAACUGCUACAAUCCUGGCUGAAAGGCUGGAGCUAGAAAACAGAGUAACUGAAUUGGAGAAGUAUAAAGAGGAUCAGGACCACCAUAACCACACAGAAAUAAAUCAACUCAAAGAAAAGGUUCAGAUUGCUCAGUUAGCAGAGGAAUCUGCCAGAAAGGAACUUCAGAAUUUAAGAUCUAAACUCCAGCAACAGGUGUCCUAUGCAGAACAGAUAAAGAAAGAAGUCCAUGAUGCAGCAGAGCUCAGACAAGAAAUGAAGCACUUACAAAUUCAAAUAGCAUCUUUAUCAGAGUCUGAAAAUAAUUUGCUGCGUGCUAAUGAGAAACUGAGAGAAAAGGUAGAACAUCUUCAACAGGAAAAUCGCAGUGCUAGAAGCCAGGCGGAAAAGGCUCAGCAUGAUGCAGAAAAAGAACUUGAGGGAAAUAGAAUUGAAUGGCUACAAGAAAAACAUAAACUACAGGAGAACCUGUCUCAGAUAGAAGAAAAAUACAAGGAAUUAAAAGACAAAUUGCACCGAGCUGCUGUAGCUCAAAAAAAGAGAAAAAACAUAAACGACAACAAGUGUAAAAGACUACAAGAAAAGAUAGAAAUUUUGGAGGCAAAAAAGGAAGAAUUGGAGACGGAAAAAUCUGUAUUAAAUAGACAAAACAUUCCUCAAGAAGAGUAUGUACGUCUUCAGAAAAGGCUAAAGGACCUCCAGCGGAGACACAAUGAAUUUCGCACUGUAAUACUUGGACCAAACAUUGCCACAUCUGGCUUUCUGAAUCCAGCUAGUUACCUAUCUUCCACAUUGGUUCCAGGUGCUGAGUUUUCAGUGCAUGGUGUUCAGGAGGAACAGCAUCAAAGAGAGCUUUCUAUGCUUCGAAAUAGACUGGAGGAAUUGGAAAUUGCACAAAUGAAACAAUUAGAAGAACUUACUCCACCUACAGAGCGCAGUAAGGUAGAGAUUGGAGGCUUGGGACAUCAGCGCAGGAGAACAGAAGAGGACGAGAAUAGCGGCUCGGGUUAG
Messenger RNA from Staurois parvus, 2190 nucleotides. NCBI's taxonomy places the organism in Eukaryota, Metazoa, Chordata, Amphibia, Anura, Ranidae. The record is from the annotation of a GenBank genome assembly.